CCUCCACUCCUGUCGUAAACCGGAAGUAAAUUUACGGCAAACAACGUGUGACUCGCUGUACUGCGUUUCUACCGCGGGCUGCACAUUAAAGUACGCAUCAACCAUUUGCAAAACACAAUGAAUUCUCCUGAAGGGUCCCUCAGUUCUACUCCGAAAAAGUCAAAAAAGAAAAGGAAGAGGUCGUUGAGUCCGGAGCGAGCUCCUGUGGCAGUAGACAUAGACACAACCGAGAAAGUAAAGAACAGCAAGAAAAAGAAACUAAAAGAGAGCAGGGGCCUCUCCAAUGUAUCUCCUGCUGAUGCUCAUGUAGAGGUAAACAGUCAGAAAAAGAAGAAGAAGAAGAAGAAAAAGGAGAUCCACGAGGAGAGAGGAGAAAAUGAAGAAGAUACGGAAGAGCCUGCAGACGAGGGUGAAAAUGUGAAUAAAGAGACAUGGUGUGAACCGGUCACUGAAGAUUACGACGAGUUGGAGGAGCUGCAAGAGUUUAUUCCUAAUGUGAAGAAAAGAUCGGUGGAGGAGAUCAACAAGCUGCUGCGGUACGACCUGCAGCGCUUCAGGGACUUCAAAGCGCAGGGAAUCUCAGUACGUAACGGGAGGUGCACAGAGGAGGAGACUCAGCGGAUCAGAAAGAACGUGUCAGACUUCCAGGUUCUGACUGGCAUCACUUCAGCCACUCAGUUGUUUUUCCCCGAGAGAUUCAAGGAGCAGACGGCGCACACCAAGAAGCUGAGAGUGCAGCAUCGGUUCUUUGAGAGGAUUGCUGAAGGAAUUCCAAGGACAUGCCAUCAAGUUUACGUCAGAGCUAAGAAGCUGUUUGACGACAGAAACCACAUGGGAAGAUUCACAGAGGACGAGAUUAGUUCUCUGGUCAAAUUACAGACGCUCCACGGUAACGACUGGAAGACGAUCGCUGCAAAGAUGGGCCGCAGCAUCUACGCUUUAGAGAAACGCUUUGCAACCUUAGUCCAAGGUCACGGCUCAUGGAGUUCAGACGAAGAGUCCAAACUGAAGGAGGCUCUGAGGGCUCACCUGAAGAUCGUGGCCGAGCAGAAUCCCGAAGGUUCUCGUCUGACCAGAGAGCAGCUGUGUAACAAUCUGCCCUGGAAGAAGAUCAGUCAGCAGGUCGGAACCAGAUCCUGGUGCCAAUGUCGCCUCAAGUGGUUCUCCAUCCUGAAGACCAAACUGUCGUCCAUUGGCAGCACCUUCAAAAAAGGACCUGAAGGAAUCCAGGCCAAAAUCAACCUCAUCAACACAUUGUACAACAAGGGUGUAGACGACGCUGCGCUGAUCGACUGGGAUGAAGUAGCCCAGUGCGUUGGGAAUGCGACUCCCGUUUGUCUACAGAAGACUUUUCACCGCUUGAAAGUUUCCAGAGUUCACCAUUGGACCAAAUUAACUUGUGGAGAAAUCAUUGACAUCUUGCAUGACAGGGAGGUUCCUCUGCUGGUGGAGCAACUGAGGAAGAUGAAGGAGGCAAGGCAGGAGCAGCAGCAGCAGAAGAUUGAGGAGGACUCAGAGGAGGAGAGGUACCUGCUCUCUGACAUCUUUGCCUCUUCAACCGAGCACAAGGAUUACGUCGAGGUGGAGAACACUGACAGUACGUUACAGUUGUCGAGAGAGCCGGCAGUCAAGUUUAAGAAGUUGAGUUCGAAGAAGUGACAUGUUACAGUGUGAAGUGAAGACACUGUGGGACUGGAUCAUAGUUUUCAUUUAAAUACAAUAGCUGAAAUGACUUGACGUGGUUAGUAGCAUUGACUGGUGUGACAAUAUUCAUACUGCAGUACAAUAUAAAAGUACACAAAUACAUACACUUUUAACAUGACCAUUUAAUGUAUGUGUUUUCCAUUGUGCUAAUGUUUGUUUCACUAAUUAAAAAAAAAA
This is a messenger RNA of Cynoglossus semilaevis (tongue sole), 1881 nucleotides long. RefSeq names its product transcription termination factor 1. Gene Ontology annotation, cellular component: nucleolus. The record is from RefSeq and is a predicted model, not a curated record. The transcript has 11 exons. Gene Ontology annotation, molecular function: chromatin binding. Gene Ontology annotation, biological process: termination of RNA polymerase I transcription. Bases 118 to 1659 code for a protein of 513 amino acids. NCBI's taxonomy places the organism in Eukaryota, Metazoa, Chordata, Actinopteri, Pleuronectiformes, Cynoglossidae.